UAAUAACCAAACAGUAUAUUGUCUUGCACUGAAUUAAAUUUCUUUACCUUAACUCUUGCUGCUUUCAAGAAAUGCACCAGUAUCGAUAUCUGAAACGGCCAAAGAACCCAAAAUUGAGUUAAUGUUCACCCCACUUGAGGAAAUGAAGUAUGAGAGAGUUUACUGACACAAUGCUAAUAGAAGUUUCAAUGCAGUGCUUUCAGAAUUUUGUCUGCAUUUGAGCUUUUUGCACUAGCCAUUUUUUUUUUACUUUGAGCUCUAUUUAAUUCGAAUAAGGUAAAUGGAAAUAGCAUAUUUUACAGGAUGGAGCUCAUUGUCCCCAAAAAAGCAAAAUUAUUAACGAAAACAGGAUGGGUCUAUGGUGUACAGAGGUGGCAGACAACACACGAGGGACGUCGGGCAUCUGUUUUUUACUGUGACUUGUUGCUGCUCGAUUCAUUUACAAGGCUCGUUAACUGACCUUCCUUGCCAUGCUGCAGCAUUGAUAACUGUUUUUGUGCAUUGGUUCAAUUGGUGAUCUGGGGUGUCUGCAGUGUGUUGUGCUGAUGCUUGCAGGGAUUAAGAGCCGGAUAUUUUGUAGAGCACGUGGGCCGUGCACCGAAAAGCCAGAAAAGAGGAGUGUUCAGCUACAUUGUAGUAAAGGCAGAGAAUUAGCUGACACGAUUGUGGAAGAUUUGUAGGAGUUGACUUAUUUUCUUGAAUCAAUUUCUUGUGGCAAUUUCGUGGCUCAUUAGUUUAAGAAUUCGUUACGGUUGCUUGACAAGUUAGAUCUCGCCGCUAAGCUGGAGAGCAUACUCCCAGUGACAGUGGUCACAUUUUGGUGGCUGCUGGAUUCAAGAAAAUCAUAGUAAUUAAUUUGUGAAAUAUUGUAAACUUUGAUGGGGUAAAUCUGUCUGGAGUCCUCCAUUAUGGCUCAUCUCAUAAUGUUGUUUCAGCAAGAUUUUAGAUGGAUUUUGUGAAGUGACAAAGACUGAAAAUUCGUGCUUUGCCAUGGACUUUUCUCACUAAUGUUUGCUUAAAUAUUUAAUUAUGUGAGCAUGCUGCUUUUCUGUUGGGGUUUGCUGAAAUUCAUCAUUAUUGUCAUUGCAAAUAAGAAAUUUCGUGUUGCUCAGCCCAGAGCUAAACACUCGUAAAACUGGCGACAGGUAGACUCAUGUUUGAGAAAAUGUUUUAACUAAUGUGAAAAUUUUUAAGAGAAGAAAGGAAUGUGUGUGUGGUGGGGCAGUUUUAUUAGAAAGCAUGCCUUUGUGAAAGAAGUCGCCAGUGAAGGAAGAGUUUUGCCUGUGGAAAUGGUUUUGUGCACUGACUUUAAUAUACCAUUGUUGCAUUUUCGCUCUGUUCAAGUGCUGCGAUUUUCUGUGCUCUUUUUUUCUUCUGCAUCCCGAUGACUGUGUCUAUCGAAACUUCACAUUGAAUAAGCAGCUGUGCGCUUGUUUGACGUGCUAGUCCAGUAAUAAAAAGAUAGACAACUGAUCCCUGCAUGUAUAAUGGUGUUGAAGGGUGAAACCGUACCGUAAAACAUAAUUAAAGCUGGAAGUAUUGACAGGGAAGCAUUUGCUAGAGCAAAGAAGUGUAAAUUUAGCAUCACACUUUCCACGUAACCGCUGGUGAUCGUGAAUGAUAGUUUUCAUUGCACUUGACAAAAGGAACGGGAACUGUCUAUUCAAUUCUUUAAUGUGCAGGGAUUUAUGUGUCGUAGGCAUUUCAGAAUCUCGCAUGGUUUCCUUGAAAAAGCAGUGGCAUUUAUUUGUCUCCCGCAGAUUCAAUAACGUUGGACACUUCUGAUGAAGAUGAGGAUGAAGAAGUAGAUGUAGAAGAGUUCGAGGUGUCAUCGCCCAACAAGCAAUUUAUUAUCCAAGGCUUUGAUGAGAGCGGCGGCGUCAUACUCAAAAAUGGGAUGCGCAAGGAGCCGCUGCGCUGCAACCUCUGCCCGUACGCGACGCGCUACUCGACCCACUACAAAGACCACAUGCGGGUGCACAGCGGAGAGAAGCCCUUCAAGUGCACCAAGUGCCCGAACUCGUUCACGCAGAGGGCCCACCUUCAGCGCCACUUGCGCACCCACGAGCCCCGGAAUCCUCGGAAGCUGGCCCUAGCGCGUGCCUCUGUUCGGAAAGCGAGGUACUCGGAGCGCGCCGAUCAGUCGAGAAAGCAUGCGCUUGGAGUGCCAACAGGACGCAAUUUACGAGGUAAAAGCCGCUCGUUUCUCCAGUGGUGGGCAGUGAAGGAAGAUUCCGACGACGAGGAGCGGGCCGAAGGGACGAGGCCACGCAAGUUCCAUCAAGUGUUCGGGCAUUCCAGCAUGGGCCCCCCAGUACGGGUGAAGAGGAACAAGAAAAAAGCUUUCGCAAGGAAAGAUCCGCUGGUCUGCGGCCAGUGCUUGUACACCACGUACUACGUGACCCACAUGAAAGACCACAUGCGGACGCACAGCGGGGAGAAGCCCUUCAAGUGCUCCAAGUGUACGGCUGCAUUUACGCAGGCAGCCAACCGCAAGCGCCACAUGCGCACCCAUCACCAGGGGAUCUAAUCUCACGGCUCUGAAAAUUUUCCUUCUUCAGAUUCGAUUGUAGCAGACAACAGAGGACUGUCAUUAAAUUGCUUUUUUUUUUUCAUAAAUUCAAAAAUGCAAGUAGCGAAGACAAGUAAGGGUGGAUGACAGGAGGUGCCCAGUGUUUUGCCUUUGCUAAAGAGGAUAAGCUUGUACAAACUAGACCAACAAUCACACUCAUUCAAGUGAAUGUGGUCGUUGUUGAUUGUCUUAUGUAAGGCGAGCAUCAUGUUGAUAUAGCUCGGUCUGGGACAAUGGAUCUGUGAGCUUGUCCUUAUAUUGCUGCUAAAUAUCGGUGUUCAUUUGUGAUUCUGUAUGUUGACCUUGAAAAUAAUGGCUUAGUGUGAAAGGUUGAUUCAAUAGACCUCGUGACUAAGCCGCUCAGUGCGUUGCUGUUACCUAUACCAUUGCUCUUGUCUAAAUAGAUGGCUACUGUGGUUGAGCAAUGCAUAAAGAACAUUGGAUAGCAAAGGCAUAUUUUGGGCACAGUAAUUUGGCACAAUUACUGAAGGUAGGGUGCUAGAGCAGUGGUUUGCACCUUGCGUGUUGACCAGUAUUAAGACCACUUUAAAAGUUUCAACUUUAGUUUCACAACACUGUGUGUGUGUGUGCUUUCAUUUUAACGGUAUGCAUUGAUAUCAUGCAUUCCAUUUCUUUUUUCUCCAUCCAUCAUUAAUAUUUGAGGCUUCUUCAUUUUGAUUGCACACAUGAAAUACUGUUUUGCUGUAGACAUGUUGUAGUCCUUGUUUUUGCCUCUGAAUACGUUGUCAAGGAGUACUGUGCUCUUGUGGACCUGCAUUUCAUAACUUGUCAGAAUGUCAGGCUGUUUGAAUCCAGAAUGAACGUCGAGCAAUGUCUGUAGGGGUGAAUAUAUUCAUCAUGUACGCACAUUGCUCGUCAUGCUACAAGUUUUCUAAUUUUCUCAAUGUGUAAUUUACUUCGAGAAAUGCACAUGCCUAGCCUUGUCUUCAAGUGCUUACUUGAGUGGAGAUUUUCGAGCCAGUCGCCUGUGCAAGAUGCGACUAGCGUUGUCAGACUUGUUUGGCUGUGCACAGGCCACGUCGUUGUGGCACUGUGCAAAGUUGGAUAUGACAGCCUGUCAUGACUGUUACUGAGACAUCACCUCAACCUGCACCAAUGUUGUGAAAACUCUAGAAAGUGAAAGUGUUGUCAGGGUUUAAUCCUUCGCAACCCUGCCCUAAGUCAUUUUGUACAGUUAUAAAUGUGCGUAAUGCACACAUUUUAAGAUGCUAUUCUCUCACCCAUAGGCUCUAAAUUUCAUAAUUUUUGUAAGCUGAAAUGUCUUAUCGUAGUGUUAAGUUACAUGGAUGCAACAUGCUAUGUAAAGCUUUUUAUGUUUUGUUGUUGCUUGCUUUUUCUUUUUCUUUAGAAAAUCACUGCAAGUUAGGUAUACUGCUGCUUAUCACUAAUGAAAAAAAAAGACAUAAGGUUUCUAAUUCCAGCAGAUGACAUAACUGGGAGCAAAAAGUGAAGAGUGGGGAAGAGAAUGUGAUGUGUCGCGUACCUGAUAUGUGUGUAAAGAAAGAGAUAUAUGUUUCUUUUUUUCCUCAAAGAACUAAAGGAAUAUGCACUAUUUGUAUAGGCACUGUUUGGGUAGUCAGGUCAAGCAGUACAUCACGAGAAUUGUACCUCACAGGGUUACAAUGAACUGGCUGCAGAAUGAUUCUACAAAAGAUUUUCCUGGAUCUGAGGGGGCUGUGUCUGUAUGUGAGUGACUCUGUACAUGUGAAAAUGUUUUCCUUUUGUCUCAAUAAAGACAACUUUGCAUUGCUUGAAGCAUAUUCUCAAA
Molecule: messenger RNA, 4361 nt
Organism: Rhipicephalus microplus (southern cattle tick)
Lineage: Eukaryota; Metazoa; Arthropoda; Arachnida; Ixodida; Ixodidae
Biological process (GO): regulation of gene expression
Cellular component (GO): nucleus
Source: RefSeq, a predicted model, not a curated record